Rhinopithecus roxellana (golden snub-nosed monkey) is the source of this 2003-nucleotide messenger RNA. RefSeq names its product pleckstrin homology domain containing S1 (gene PLEKHS1). The coding region runs from base 298 to 1704 and encodes 468 amino acids. Lineage: Eukaryota; Metazoa; Chordata; Mammalia; Primates; Cercopithecidae. The transcript has 13 exons. The record is from RefSeq and is a predicted model, not a curated record.
GUGCUAGACGGCUGGGACACCAAGGCGGUUCUGCGGCAAGCCACAGGUAUGAAGGCCCAGAACUUCCCCCGAGGGCACAGCUUCCAUUUCAAUUUGGGGCAAGAAUAAAAUCUGUUCAAGAAUAGUAGUUUGGGAACUUCCUGGUGGUUCAGAUUUCAAGCACAGCUUGUGCUUAAUCCUUACCCAGGCACCAAGGCUCAGAGUCAGCAGGAGUGAGUUUAGGAAUCUUCGGGACAAGCACUUUCCUGAGCAUUGGACCAGCGACCUCUUGGCUUCCAGGGAGGACACACAGCCAUCAUGGAACCCAAACCUCAGAAGAGUCCAGGCAAACAAUUUACAUUUUCUUAUGAAAAUGAAGUCUGCAAACAAGAUUACUUUAUUAAAUCACCACCUUCUCAGCUGUUCUUCUCUGUGGCCUCUUGGAAAAAGCGGUUUUUCAUCCUGUCAAGGACUGGGGAAAAGAGCUUUAGUCUUUCUUAUUAUAAAGACCAUCAUCACCGAGGUUCCAUUGAAAUUGAUCAAAAUUCCAGUGUAGAAGUUGGCAUAAGUAACCAGGAAAAGAUGCAAUCUGUGCAGAAGAUGUUUAAAUGCCACCCUGAUGAGGUCAUGUCCAUCAGAACCACUAACAGGGAAUACUUCCUCAUCGGCCAUGACAGGGAGAAGAUUAAAGACUGGGUCUCCUUCAUGUCAUCACUUCUCCGGGAUAUAAAAGCAACACAUCAGAACACAGAGGAGGAACUCUCAUUGGGUAAUAAAAGAACCCUCUUCUACCCCAGCCCUCUCUUUGGCCUUCCCAGCACAUCGGAGGCUGUUGGUUCCAGCUCACCAAGAAAUGGUCUCCAGGACAUGCAUUUAAUGGAAAAAAGUUCUCCAGGAUUUAGGCAAGCUCAUCUACAAGAUUUAUCAGAAACCACUCAAGAUGUGAAGGAAGAGAAUUAUUAUCUUACUCCUCGAAGUAUUCUUUUAGAGUUGGAUAAUGUCAUUGCUUCCAGUGAUUCUGGUGAAUCCAUUGAAACUGAUGGUCCAGACCAGGUCUCUGGAAGAAUCGAGUGUCAUUAUGAGCCAAUGGAAUCCUAUUUUUUCAAAGAGACAUCCCACGAGUCUGUGGAUAGCAGCAAAGAGGAACCCCAGACCCUUCCAGAGACCCAGGAUGGGGGCCUCCACCUGCAAGAACAAGGCUCAGGAAUUGAUUGGUGUCUUUCCCCUGCCGAUACGGAAGCGCAGACCACAAAUCACCAAAAGGGGUCGUCCUCACUAACUGUUGUGCAAUUGUCUAUAUUAAUCAAUAAUAUCCCUGAUGAAAGCCAAGUGGAGAAACUGAACAUUUUCCUUUCUCCUCCUGAUGUCAUCAACUAUCUUGCUCUCACAGAAGCCGCAGGACGGAUAUGUGUGUCUCAGUGGGAAGGCCCCCCACGUCUGGGAUGCAUAUUUUGCCAUGGAGAUCAUCUUUUGGCAGUGAAUGGCCUGAAGCCCCAGAGCCUGGACGAGGUCUCCUUGUUUCUCACCCGGUCCAUCCAGAAGGAGAAGUUAAAGCUUACCAUCGGCAGGAUCCCAAAUUCAGAGACAUUCCAUGCUGCAUGCUGUACGUGUCCCUCAAAAUGCCAAAGUGCUACACCUUCUCAGCUGGGUAAGCCUGGACUGCACAGGGCUCUCAAGAGGAGUCCGGCCAUUAAAAAGAGCCAGCAGAAAGGAGCCGGGCAGUAACGCACCCCAGACCCAUGGCAGCAGAACCAGGAUGGAGCCGGGACUGUCCAGCUCUGCCACCCGCUGCUGCCAUGUGAUAGGAGACAGUCGGCACGCCCCUCUGAAUUUCUGCAUCUGCAUCUUAACAAUGGGGAUGACUAUUCCCUCUCUGGUUAUUGCAUCAGAGACGUUAAGAGAGUCACAUGACAUGAUUGGAGGACCUGGGGGAAAUGGAAGGCCUUAUUAUCUCAGCUAUUGUCCCAAACACCACAGACACAGAUUGGGUCCAUCCCUCACGUAAUACAUGCUGUGUUCUGUGA